GACCCGAUGAUUCGUUAUAUGAGUCUGCACCGCAAGACCGUAGAAUGGAGACGCCAGGCAGAGCAUAGUGGGCCCUGACACACGUACACACAGAGACAAGCAUCCAUCAGCACAGUGGCAUUCCACAUGUCUGUCUGUCUGCAGCCUACCUACCUACCUGUCGGUGUCUCUGCGUCUCCCGUCUGUCUACUGCACCGCAUCGACCUGCAUCGGAUAGCAAACCUGCCCCGGUCUCCCGUCGUGGACCACAGCCGCCUGUCCAGGCAGGUGAUAGUGCACAUGGUCACUGAACCGCCCCCCGCCGCUGCGCCGAUGCGUCUGCACGGAGAAGGCCGACUGUGAGCUGGUCUGGCUGAAGUCGCUCGAUGCAUCGCUGGUAGGGUCCCAAUCACACGGGUCGUGGUCUCUGGGAGUGCGCAUGCCCGAUCUCCGCGGCCUCACGUCUCCGUAGAAGCGCUGCAUCGUCUUGACAAGGUUGCCGUGCUCAGAGUGGUGGAGAAAAGGCUGCACGAACGGCUUCCGGACCCCGAUGCCAAUGUGGUGAGAUUGAGAGGGGAAUCCCGCGCCGUGUCCAUGGUGGACGACUUGCGGCUGCGAGGCUUGGGCCUGCGGCAGUCUGGUCGCCGUCGCCACCUUUGUACGAUUCCCUGGCUCCCCGAAUAUGGGCGGGAGGUGCGUCGGCGGCCUGGAGUAGACACCGUCACCUUCCUGGUCUCGCUCAAUCUCUCCCGGUAGCUGAAACGUGGCUGUCUCGGUCGGGGUGGAGCUUUUCCAUCCACUGGGGUGGUGAUGGUUGUCGGCAGCCGUGGUGCCGUCAUGGCAGCUGUUUGGCAAAUCGCUGGCCAUGCCGAUGAUGGUGGCGUCGACGACAGAGCCGGGCACAUGCAUGGGUGCGCCCCUCAAGUGCCCAGUAAUGGGCGGCAGCGAGCCAACCUGCGACCCCUCUGCCACAUCAUCCCUCUUGUCUCCUCGAUGGGAUAUGGGCGGGAUGGGCUGCUCAUCCGACGGCUCUCCGCCCGUGUUGUUGGUGACCGUGUUGCUCGUCUGGUUCGCCGCAGCCUCCCCCGAUGAACGGUCUGAAGGCCCCACUGAGGGCCCUGUGGCCUCAACCUCAUCUCGGCUGCCCCGCCGCACACCCGUCUUGCGCAGUCCCCCGACGAACGAUGUGUCUCUGUCUCCAUCGCGUCGUCUUCUGUGUUUGCGGGGCGGGGGCGUGACGAAUGUCCUUGCGGGGAGGGCCUUCCACACCAACAAAUACAGCAGGAGGACGGCCACCCAGAAGAGGGCCCCGCCGAGGUAGCGAAGGGUCUGAUCCGUCGCCCACUGGUAGUCACUCAUGAUGCGACGCAGCUAUGGAUGGAUGGAUGGCUGAAUGUCAGAGGACAACACGAGGGCGGAAUGGGGGAGGAAAGGGGAGAGACGUCCAACAGCCUGUUGAUAGAAGAGCCGAUAGAGGAGCCGAUAGCUCACUUCUAGAGCCUGUUGCCAGUCGAUCAGCCUCGUGGCGCCCGAGAGGGCCUUCAGCAGCGCACGUGGCUCGGAAAAGCGUGACUUCGCAUCUCUCCUGUAGCGUCGCCUGUCCCGCUUCUGCAGUAACGUCUCCAGUAAUGCAUAGUCCAGGAAACAGACCAGAAGCAGCGUUGAGUAGUGUGAUGGUCUCGCCAAGCCGAGUGACUGCCGAGUGACCGUCGGAGGAUGCGGAUGGCAGUGGCAGUUUUUCCGAAUCGGG
Messenger RNA from Vitrella brassicaformis, 1729 nucleotides. Lineage: Eukaryota; Vitrellaceae. The record is from the annotation of a GenBank genome assembly.